CUAAAGCAAAACAAGAGACGACAAACGUCGAACGCGCAACGCAGAACGAGGCUGAGCCAGGCAGUGACUUUUGCCUCUGCGACCAGCUUUAUACCGCUCCCAAUCCACCUGCAAUUCUUCCACAUCACACCGCCAUGAAUAUCAUCAAGCUUCAAAGAAAAUACCCCCAGUUCGAGCAGGGCGAGAUCUUUGGCUUGCAGGAUGCCUUCCGCAGGCUCGACGUCGAUGACAAGGGCUACCUCGACGAGGCGACUGUCAUUAAGGCGACCCAGCAGACAGAGCACCAGCCGUACGAUGUAGUGCGCCAGGCGCUGAAGGAGGUCGAGCUCGACAGUUCGCGGCGAGUAGAACUGGACGACUAUGUAGACCUCAUCUCCAAGCUGCGCCAGUCGUCGCCGGCACAGCAGCGCAUGAGCACUGGUCCAACACGCCCGCGCGCUGUAUCCGGCGCUACCGGCAGCGCGCCCUCGACCCCAAAGCAUGCCUCAAAGCCCAGCAUCGGCAGCGGAGGUGGAAGAAUCCAGGUACAGGGCUCCUCCGCGAACGUCACUCACACCAUCAACGAAGACGAGCGAACCGAAUUCACGCGCCAUAUCAAUGCCGUCCUCGCCGGCGACCCAGACAUCGGCGACCGCCUGCCCUUCCCCACCGACACCUUCGAGAUGUUCGACCAGUGCAAGGACGGUCUCGUGCUGUCCAAACUGAUCAACGACAGCGUACCGGAUACAAUCGACGAGCGUGUUCUGAACAAGCCGGGCAGGAAGAUCAAGCAAUUGAACAACUUCCACUUCACUGAAAACAACAACAUCGUUAUUGAGUCGGCGAAGGGUAUUGGGUGUUCUGUUGUCAACAUUGGUAGUGGAGACAUCAUUGAGGUGCGCGAGCAUUUAAUCCUGGGUUUGAUCUGGCAGAUCAUCAGGAGAGGUCUGCUCGGCAAGAUCGACAUCAAGCUGCACCCUGAGUUGUACAGACUGCUGGAAGACGACGAGACACUCGAGCAGUUCCUGCGCUUGCCUCCGGAGCAGAUCCUGCUGCGAUGGUUCAACUACCACCUAAAGAACGCGAAGUGGCACAGAACCGUGACCAACUUCUCCACAGACGUCAAGGAUGGCGAGAACUACACCGUUCUUCUCAACCAAUUAGCACCAGAGACCUGCUCCCGUUCGCCGCUACAACAGAACGACCUGCUGCAGCGCGCUGAGAUGGUCCUUCAGAACGCCGACGCCCUUGACUGCCGCAAGUUCUUGACACCGACAUCACUGGUCGCCGGUAACCCCAAGCUCAACCUUGCCUUCGUUGCCAACUUGUUCAACACGCAUCCUUGCCUCGAUCCCAUUACCGAGGAAGAGAAGGCUGAGAUCGAGGAUUUCGAUGCCGAGGGCGAGCGUGAAGCUCGUGUGUUCACCCUUUGGCUCAACUCCCUGGACGUCAAACCCGUUGUACAGUCUUUCUUCGAGGAUCUCAAGGACGGCCUCGUUCUUCUUCAGGCUUACGACAAGGUCAUUCCUGGCAGCGUAAACUGGCGCCACGUCAACAAGCCCCGAGAAGGCCAGGAGCUGAUGCGCUUCAAGGCGCUCGAGAAUACCAAUUACGCUGUCGAGCUCGGAAAGUCUGUUCAGUUCUCCCUCCCCGGUAUCCAAGGUGCCGACAUCACCGAUGGCCAGCGCACACUCACCCUCGGUCUCGUCUGGCAACUGAUGCGCAAGGACAUCGUCUCCACACUCAAGGGCCUGGCGCAAAAGCUUGGCAAGCGCGAAAUCUCUGACCCAGACAUGAUCAAGUGGGCAAACGACAUGGCGCGCAAGGGCGGUCAGGGCAGCCAGAUUCGCUCGUUCAAGGACUCGUCGCUGUCGAAUGCCAAGUUUCUGCUCGAUGUUCUUGCGGGUAUGAAGCCUGCGUAUGUCGACUACGAUCUCGUUACACCUGGUCGCAAUGAUGAGGAGAGCUACCAGAAUGCCAAGUUGGCUAUCAGUAUUGCGCGAAAGAUGGGCGCUACUAUCUGGCUGGUGCCUGAGGAUAUUGUUGCGGUGCAGAGCCGUUUGAUUACUACUUUCAUUGGUAGCUUGAUGAACACUUAUGAGAAGAUGGGCGGGCAGUAAGUCGAUUAAGUUCGGUAGGUUGGACGGUCUAAUAGCAUUUGAUGCGAGAUGUCUUGCGUGCGAGAAGAAUUGAUCUUUAUGAGUAUUUGUCUAUAGCAAAAGUCUUCCCAUGAAAGACGUACCAAUGAAG
This is a messenger RNA of Macroventuria anomochaeta, 2229 nucleotides long. RefSeq lists its product as uncharacterized. Gene Ontology annotation, cellular component: actin filament bundle; actin filament; cytoplasm. The coding region runs from base 135 to 2099 and encodes 654 amino acids. Lineage: Eukaryota; Fungi; Ascomycota; Dothideomycetes; Pleosporales; Didymellaceae. The record is from RefSeq and is a predicted model, not a curated record. Gene Ontology annotation, biological process: actin filament network formation; actin filament bundle assembly. The transcript is spliced from 3 exons. Gene Ontology annotation, molecular function: calcium ion binding; actin filament binding.